AUGAAUGUCACGUUAGAUCUAUACAAAUUGCUAAGGAAUGCGUAUCUGUGCGAUUUGGAUACGGAUAAUGUACAAUACAAACGACUUCUAGAACAUUCCAUUCAUAGUAUUUCAUUUAAUACACAAUUAAUGCUGAAUCAAUCAAACUCAGACAUAUUGUAUGUAGAAUCUAGUGAAGAGGAUUCUCAAAUUUUGGUCAAAAAUGGAGUGUAUGAGGGUGGAUUUGCCAUAUGGGAGUCCAACUGGCAUUUUUUGAAAUUUUUACAAUCUCAUCUUGCGUCUAAUAGUACUAAGGGCAAGGUGUUGGAUUUGGGCUGCGGAUGUGGGUUCGUAGGUCUGUUGGCAUUUCUAAAAGGGUACGAAGUAUGUUUCCAGGACAUGAACCAAGAGGUGCUAGAGCGGUCUGUGCUCAGCAAUUUCAUACUAAAUUACUGGUUCACAUGUAUAAAGGAAUCCAAUGACUUGACUAAUUUUUCUCCUGAAAAAUUAGUCAAUCUGGAUCCUAUAACACUCGUUAACAUUAUUGGCAGCGAUUUAAAUGAUAGUAUACUAACUACGGAUGUAUUAUUAGAUAAGAUGAUUAAAUCCAAAUGGUUCGGUAAUUUAUGCGAUAAAGGUCCACAAAAUUGCAUUAGUUUAACUUGCUCCACAUGGGAUAAACUCAUUCGUAAUCCUAAAAACGGUUUGGUAUUUGAUUACAUACUUUCAUCGGAGACGCUAUAUCGCACACAAGAAUACAGUAAUAUUGUAGAUAUACUAGAAAAGUAUUUAUCCGCAACUGGAAUUGCUUAUUUUGCCACUAAACGCUUUUAUUUUGGCAUUGGCGGGGGAUCAUUUGAAUUUAUAGAUCAUGUGCAGAAUCGUCCCAAUACACUCAAAGCUGGUAUUACUGAAAGUAUUAAUAACAAGCAUAGUUGUAAUGUUAUAGAUAUAAUUAAAGUUUAUAAACACAAUAAUUCACAACUAAACUAA
This is a messenger RNA of Babesia microti strain RI, 972 nucleotides long. RefSeq names its product Histidine protein methyltransferase 1 homolog. The transcript has 2 exons. The record is from RefSeq and is a predicted model, not a curated record. The coding region runs from base 1 to 972 and encodes 323 amino acids. NCBI's taxonomy places the organism in Eukaryota, Apicomplexa, Aconoidasida, Piroplasmida, Babesiidae.